AUGACAGGCUCACAAGAACACGACAACCUCGAGCGAAUCGUGCAAGAGAUUGUCGAGCUUAGUAAGAAGAUUCCAAACUCGGUCGCAGAAGCAACAAAGGAUGACAGGAUCUACGAUGUCAUGACCAACAUCGACGGCGAGUCUGCAUGGGCAACCUUCAAUCGAAGGUUCGAUAUCCUCUUCGGUGAAGACUGCCGCGACGAGAAUGGCCGGCUCCACCAUGUGCGACGAGGGAGACAUGGGAUGAACAAGGUUACAAGCUACCUCACCCGGAUCAUAGUCAACGAGAACUCGUUGAAGGGGUUCUAUGCCCCAGCAGCUGUCAAACUCAACAGGCUCAAGGCUGAGCUUGAGAUUCUCUGCUCGAAUUCACUCGGAUUACCUCAGGAGAUUCCCGCAUCAAAUCAGUUACCUGCCGCUCGCGCAGUCCCCGAGCGCCAGCAAUUCGGUAGGCUCGCGCGCCAAGAAAGCAACGGCUGGCGCAGCUGGACAUGCGCAACCGGCAUCCUCGACCGCCGCAAGCCGAAGAAAAAGACUGCCACGACGACAGGCAGUGCACAGCUGCUUUCGAAAGAGACGAUUCAGGACGACCCACGCGACAAGACGUACAAGGGCGGCGCGGCGCGCGCGAAGUCCAUCGAUUCAAUACCGGAGUACAGCGUCGAUGCAGACGGGCAUGAGGUCGUACUGUCGGACGCUGACGAACAGCCAGUGACGUCGUCAGCCAAACGCAAGUUCGUUCUGGACGAGUCGGAGAGCAGCGAGGCCCCAGCGCUGUCCAGCGACUCGGUGAUACGCCUCUAG
This is a messenger RNA of Fomitopsis serialis, 804 nucleotides long. RefSeq lists its product as uncharacterized. The record is from RefSeq and is a predicted model, not a curated record. The transcript is spliced from 6 exons. Lineage: Eukaryota; Fungi; Basidiomycota; Agaricomycetes; Polyporales; Fomitopsidaceae. The coding region runs from base 1 to 804 and encodes 267 amino acids.